UCGAUCAUCAUCAACACAACAUCGACCGGGUGGUGCGCAACUUUACUUUUCUCGGGAGGGUCAAUCCGUAACGAUUUUAUUUAUUUGCACCAGAAAGAUUUAAGUUUUCAAAGGGUGCAUCGUGCUUUAUUUCACACCAAGCUGGUGAUUCCUGUAAAUUUAGUUUUACAAUGAUGAAAGUACGGAAUGUUUUGAAUGAUACGCGCUGUUUGUUGGUUUUGUCCAUCGUGGAGGUCAUUCUGGCACUGUUGGGAUUUGCCGCGAAUUACUACAACCUCUUUUAUGGAGUGCUGUGGACGGACGCCAUGCUUCCCGUCUUGCAGUUUCUGGGGUUCCUCGUGUCCAUUCCCGUGUACGGUUUUCAGUUGGGGAACGGCAUCUAUCUCAUCGUGUCUUGUACCCGUGUCUUGUGCGGCCACCGAGACCCGGCACGCUUUGGUAGUUAUCUCGCUGCGGAACGGAACAGGGGGGUGUGCGGAUGCUGUGCAGUUUGCCUGGCACUGGUGCUCCUUGCUGGACCCAUGGAGUUUGCGUUUCAUGCCGACCCGUUCGUCCGGUCACUGGGCGUGUGGGGCGCAGCCUCCUACACGUUCCAGGCGGAGUUUCCCGGACAGUUGGUCAUGCUGGGAUGGAUUGUGGUACACGCUGUCGCUUUCGUCGUGGCAGUGCUUAUUGCCUGGGGUAGCGCUAAUGUUUACCAGGAGCUGAAAGGCGAGACAAAGUCUUUGGACCACUCGGGAUCCCAGAAUUCAGCACCGCCACUAUACAAGAAAAUUAACAGCGAUCCCAUUCCAGUUGCUUGCUCUACGGAAUGUCUGUUGUCCAACGCAGUCGCUUCCUAAAAGCAUGGAUUGGUGUUGAAUGCGCAGUCAACUACGCCGAAGGUUUUUUGAAAACUUUUAUUUGUUUGUUAUAACGCUGCCCUGUCCAAUUAUCCUUUGGAAAUAGUAUAGUACAACAAAAUACA
Messenger RNA from Paramacrobiotus metropolitanus, 967 nucleotides. RefSeq lists its product as uncharacterized. Bases 171 to 842 code for a protein of 223 amino acids. Lineage: Eukaryota; Metazoa; Tardigrada; Eutardigrada; Parachela; Macrobiotidae. The record is from RefSeq and is a predicted model, not a curated record. The transcript has 2 exons.